Phymastichus coffea is the source of this 1128-nucleotide messenger RNA. RefSeq lists its product as uncharacterized. Bases 1 to 1128 code for a protein of 375 amino acids. Gene Ontology annotation, molecular function: catalytic activity. NCBI's taxonomy places the organism in Eukaryota, Metazoa, Arthropoda, Insecta, Hymenoptera, Eulophidae. The transcript is spliced from 2 exons. The record is from RefSeq and is a predicted model, not a curated record.
AUGAAGGUGGUGCAAAUCAACUUGAAUCACUGUGCAGAUGCACAGAGCAUGCUGGAGCAGUCAUUUAGAGAGCAGCAAGCAGAUGUGGCCAUCAUUUCAGAGCCGUACAAACAGCUUGAUCUCCCGACAUGGGCAACAGAUAGCUCAACAAAGGCGGCUAUUUGGUCGUGUGGAAAGCUUCCUUUUCAAGAAGCAGCAGAUACAAUGAAAAAAGGGUUUGUUCGCCCAAAGAUCGGUGGUGUCUACUUUUACAGUUGCUAUGUUCCGCCACCCCCAACCUGGGAGAGUGAAGACUUCACUAGCUUCAUAAAUGCAUUGACAAGAGAUGUUGAGGAACAUGUUCCUGCGGCUAUUGCUGGUGACUUUUAUGCCUGGGCAACGGACUGGGGCAGCAAGAGAAACAACGGACGAGGCCACAUACUGGUUGAGGCAAUGUCCUUACUCGAUGUGAUAUUGAUAAAUGUGGGAGAUGAGCCAACCAGUAGGCUGGUGUCAAACGGCAAUGAUUGGAAGGUGACUGAUGAGUACACAUUAAGUGACCACAAACUCAUCACAUGGACAGUAUCGACCAAGCGUCAGCUAAGUCAAAUCAGUCGAAAUCAGUGCCACCGUGGAUGGAAGAUCAGCGUCUUCGAAACAGAGAGCUUUAUCAAAGCACUCGACGGUACACCCACACGCUUAGAAAGCGUAUUACCGAUGGUAGAAGAGGUAAUGAGUAGAGUUACAGAUGCGUGUGAUGUAACCAUGCCACGCAAAGGUGGCAAAAACAACAAAAAAGCUGCUGCCUAUUGGUGGAAUAAUGACAUUGCAGCCCUACGGAAGGAUUGCAUCCAAGCAAGAAGAGCCGAAACAAGAGGAAGAAAGAAGAAGAGACCGAACAUCGAGGAGUUAAAAGAAGAACACAGUAGAGCAAGAUUAGAGCUGGUUAAAGCAAUCAAGUCGAGCAAAAGGCUAUGCUGGACGGAGCUAGUGGAAGAGGUUGACGGUGACCCGUGGGGGGAGACCUUACAAGACCGUCAUGGCUCGCCUGAAAAAGCGGGCAACUCCAUCACCAACAUGCCCUACUAUGCUGCAAAGGAUAGUGGAAGUACUUUUUCCCCGGAGGGAAGAAUACCAGUUCCGAGUUGA